Messenger RNA from Cladophialophora immunda, 1086 nucleotides. RefSeq names its product NADH-ubiquinone oxidoreductase 19.3 kDa subunit, mitochondrial. Lineage: Eukaryota; Fungi; Ascomycota; Eurotiomycetes; Chaetothyriales; Herpotrichiellaceae. The record is from RefSeq and is a predicted model, not a curated record. Bases 114 to 812 code for a protein of 232 amino acids. Gene Ontology annotation, biological process: electron transport coupled proton transport; aerobic respiration; mitochondrial respiratory chain complex I assembly. The transcript has 3 exons. Gene Ontology annotation, molecular function: NADH dehydrogenase (ubiquinone) activity; 4 iron, 4 sulfur cluster binding; quinone binding.
GAACGACACACAGCAGUUUCGCCUCCUCUUUCUUUCCCUCGACGCCCUUCAAUUCUUUCCCUUUGCCGUCCAGUUCUCUCCUCUCUUUAUUACCCGCGACACUGCAGAGCAAGAUGAUGUCUCUGUCGAGGACAGUCGCUCCACGAGCGCUACGAGCGUCGACCAUCCUCCCAUACUCCCUCAUCCGCGCCGCCCCUGCCGUUUCUAUCUCCUCGACCUCUUCGAAACCCGCCACCUCGGUUGUCUCGCAGCCCCCCACCGCCGGCGGCGAUGCCUCACGACUUCCCGUCACGGGCGGCAUUCGUCGUGAAGUGCCCCUCCCGUCGCAGGAGCAGAAAAAGGGAGCUAUGCAAUACGCCCUCACCACACUAGAUCAGAUCGCAAACUGGGCUCGUCAAGGCUCACUUUGGCCCCUCACCUUCGGUCUCGCGUGUUGCGCCGUCGAAAUGAUGCACCUCUCGACCCCCCGGUAUGACCAGGAUCGUCUGGGAAUCAUCUUUCGCGCGUCGCCCCGACAGAGUGACGUGAUGAUUGUGGCAGGCACACUCACCAACAAGAUGGCGCCGGCGCUGAGACAGGUGUACGACCAGAUGCCGGAGCCGAGAUGGGUGGUCUCGAUGGGAUCUUGCGCCAACGGGGGAGGUUACUAUCACUACAGCUACAGUGUGACGAGGGGCUGUGAUCGCAUUGUUCCUGUGGAUAUUUAUGUGCCGGGCUGCCCGCCCACGAGCGAGGCAUUGAUGUACGGCAUCUUCCAAUUGCAGAAAAAGAUGAGACAUACUCGCAUCACAAGACUGUGGUACAGAAAGUAAGGGACACGGGGAGGAGAAAGCACCAGAGUUAUAAGCAUUUGCGGUGGCCGUGUCUGUGGGCAAUGGGCGUUCUCGAAGCCGGUUAGAGCAUCUAUCUUGCUCUUGUGCUUUCCGCUCUAGCACGCGCACAUCAUGUACAGAAUGAACAUUUGGUUCGAUGCGUGACUUUUGCUGGGGACCUUUUCCCUUUCUCAAAAUUCCAGGUCAAGGCAUUUCCAUCCCUCUUCAAGCCGAUACGGUCACAUUCCAGGCAUGCAGGAGCCAGUGAGGUCGG